Molecule: messenger RNA, 4024 nt
Organism: Folsomia candida
Lineage: Eukaryota; Metazoa; Arthropoda; Collembola; Entomobryomorpha; Isotomidae
Gene: nuf
Product: rab11 family-interacting protein 4B
Exons: 9
Coding region: 1258-3306 (682 amino acids)
Biological process (GO): endocytic recycling; regulation of cytokinesis
Cellular component (GO): endocytic vesicle; cleavage furrow; recycling endosome membrane
Source: RefSeq, a predicted model, not a curated record
AUGCAUUGGUUAAAGGAAAGGUGUGUGUUUGUGUAAAUGCAAUUCCAAUGCAAUUCAGAGUUUAAAACUCACAUACUUUUCCUUCCUGUGUGGUGUGAUGUGGUGGUGAUGGGAUUUAUUAAUAAGUAUUUGGUUAUUUUACUGGGGGAGGAUAAACUUUAAGCGAUUUAAAUAGCUAGAAAUUAAACGGGUCUCUAAAUAAAGUAAGGAAAUAUAAGUUUUGUAAAGAUUUUGGUAAAAAUUGGUGUAAAAAUGAGUUUGGAGUGUUAAAGUUACGAAAGUUUGGAGUGUGGAGGUGGUUACUUUUGGGUGGGUGGAUUCUACAUGGAUCAUAUAUUAUUGGAAAUUGGAGCACUAUUUGUUUAACCAACUUUGUGGGACGGAUAUGGACGUAAUUUAAGAAUAAUAAAGUGGUGUUUGUUCCUUGACAAAAUCCAGAUCACAUUUUUUUAUCUAGUGAAAUUUUGCGUAACGCUUCAUACAAAUUUGUAUUUUUCUCUAAUAAUGUGCAGAGGAGGUGAUUGAUAACUGCCCAAUAGUGAAAGUCAGUUAGACUGAAUGUGCUAGUUGGUGAUAUCCCCGUGCCACUAAUACGUAACGUAGCGUCCCAUUUUGUGACACCUUUUCUGAACUGAUUAAUAAUUCCGAUUAUAAGAAUACUAAAUAGAAAAUUGAUUAAUUGUGCUCGUACUGAAGACGAAAAUCUACAUGAAAAAUAACUUCAUUCAUUAACAUUCUAUGGAACUCACUCAAAUUAAUUGCAGAAUAUUUAACCAGUCUACCCUCUUACAUAAAUGUUGCAAUAUUAAUUGCUAAAUGUGUAUGUAUCGGUAUAUUUACCUUCAGCAAUUACCUUCCUGCCUUACAGUGAUGAAAAUUUAAUGUGAUUAUCUUUCACCGACAUACCGAUAUCCGUCCAUACAUACAUUAAUAUUGAUUUCAUAACGGAUUAUACUGGAUAUAAUGGCUGAUUAAAUAUUGAAGCGCACUGUCAAUAACGUGUAAUUGUGAAUUGGAAAGCCUCAUUUGAGAUUUAAAACAACCUUGAUGCGACAAUUUCAUAUUGUUAGUAAAACUAGACCAACCCGACUCGAAGGUCAUAACUGAAUUCGAUACGCACGUGUAAAACAGAAGGACACGGAGAUUUUAUACAACUAAAUAAAUAAACAAUGAUAAACAAAUUAACUAAAAAUACUCAAUUUUAACUAAACCGCACCCAUCCAUAGUCUGAAGUGCAAUAGUAAACAAAUUACAACCAUGUCUUCUACCAUCACACCCAUCAGUAUUAGCAAGGAGUGCUUAUCAUCCUCCCCAAAAUUGGAUGAGUCGAUAUCGAUAUCCACUCCACCACCACCCAUCGCCUUCAACGGAGACACUUUCACCCGGCCCAAUAGGAAAAUUAGGAAAGGACUCAUCACCGAGUUUAUGCUCGAUAAUGGAAAUAACGAUGGUCUAGAAACUAAUACGAAGAAGGCGGAAGUCACACCAGUGCUUUUUGAAACACCAUCUGCUCCUCCUCGUCGGUCUUCUCCUACCACUUCCGGAGGAGGAAGUUCUUCUUCUAAUUCCAUUCCCAGCCUCGUCCUACGUCUCCCUUCCACGGAAUCUUCGUCUGAAUCAAGAAAUGGAAGUGGAUCCAGUUCUGGAUCGGGACGAAGUGGAAAUGGUUCAAACAAUAUUAUGAUUCCGUCCGAGAAGGAAGUCUCUCUAAUUUCGGGGGGAGGAAGAGGACCAGAUAACUUGUCCAUUAGUACAAACUCGGAAGAUAACUUUGAACUUUUUAUCGGAGAGGGGGAAAGUUUGGAGAGGUGCAGUUUUCUAGAGUCGGAGGAGCACAAACAGCAUCAAGGGGCAGAAUCGCCGAGCAGAGAUCUUGCGUCUUCCAGUGAGUGUCAGGAUCCCUCGUCGAGACGGACUUCAUCCUUGACGAGGAACGGAUGGCAGAGGACUAGUCUGAGGAAAACGCCUACAAGUGGUGGUGGUGGGGGAGGGGUCGUUUCUGGGGACGGGAUUACGAUGACGAGCACCCCAACGCAUCGGAGGUGGGGCUCAUUUAGAAAUAGCAGCGGUGUUAAACGUGCCAUGGUCGGGGGCACGAGUGGCGUCCCUUCCACAAAUGCGCUCGCGAAUCAGCUCUACCGUUCCUCCAGCUACCACUCCUCCGGUCGAAGUUCGGCCGGCGACGGGGAAGAAAUGUAUUCCGAUAGCUCCUUGGAAGGAGAAGUUAUCGACUUAACGAAAAAGGUUCACCAUCUCGAAGAAAAGUUCACCGUCCUAGCCGAAAACCAGCAUGACGUUGACGAUCGUUACACCCGUUCCAAGCAGGAGAAUGCCGAGCUAAAAACCAAGCUCUUUAUGCUCGAGGAAACCCUCCGCGAUGUGGAAAUGCGAUCUGAAGAGAAGCUCAAAGAAGAAGCCCGACGCCACAAAGAAGCCACGGCUCGACUAGAGAUGGAAAAGACGCUGCAAUUAGAAAACCUCGAAAUUAAGUUGCAAAUGGUGGAGAAGGAAAUUUCCUCUUCAAAAAUAGAGACGAAACGAUUAGAAGGUUCGUUAGAACGAGAAAGGAACGAGAACAACUACUUGAACGACAAAUUGUCCGGGAUGGAGAGGGAGGUUGGCUGUCUUAGGGAGGAAAAUAGAAGCCUCGUCGCACAGAAUAGGGUCGACAGAGAGAACAUGGUCCAAGAGAGUGUGGGGUCACAGCAGGCCUUAAUCGAGCUUAAAGCCCAACUCGAAUCCUUAUCGAAUUUUCAUAUGAAUGGGGGCAGCUCUUCCUCGUCUAACCACUCCCACUCGUUGAGAAGAAACGAUUCCUCCGACCCGGUCGAACUAAGAUCGCGUCUUCACGAAGCGGAGGAUGAGAUUAAAAGACUUAAAGCUCUAAAUAAUCAAUUGGAAGAAAAUAAUGCAGAAUUGAAUGCUCAAAUGUUAAAUCAGAGAUUGGAAGAUGGGAGAAAUUUGUUAAAUAAUAUGAAUUGUGUCGUCUCUUCUUCGGGAGGAAACAGUUUAGCUGCCGAGUUUGAAGCCAUGUCGAAUGAAGAGCCAGAUGAAUAUUUUGGAAUAUUAUCGCCCAAAAUUCAGUCAGAAAAGGAAUCGUUGACAAAGAUGAGAACGGCCCUAAAAGAUCAGAAGGAGGCAAAUCUUGCCCUGCGAGCUUACAUUGACAACAUUCUCCUCAAUAUUGUCGAACAUUAUCCUCAAUUACUGGAAGUGAAACAUAACAACAACGGGUUUAACAAUGCGUGCCACAACAACAAGGGCAAAGAAGGCAAAGGGGGAAGCAAUGAAAAAGUCAUACAUUGACGACACGUUAAAAGUAGAAUACAAAAAAUAUUUGGCAAACGCCAAACUAUGGGGAACUAAUCCGUCCUAAAUUGUGCAAAAAAUUGACCUGAGUCCAAAUCCUGCAAAGUAUAUACGAUAUGGAUCCGAAUUAUUCUCCGUCCAAACUAUGCAAUGAAUGUAGAUUACCUGAGAGAAAACUUAAUAUGAGGGAAACUGUAUUAUGAAUUUUAUAUCAAAUAAGUAUGUAAUGUGCAACCACGAAUCGCAUAAUUCCCGCAUUAUAAAAAAUACUAAGAAAUAGCACGUAAAACAUUUUGUAGAAUUUAUAUAACCAAUUUUGUAAAUAUGACUGUAGUCUGCGAGUGAAUUAUAAGACUUAGUUUUUUAUGCGAGAAAAAAAUUGAAAGAAUUAAUACUAAUUGUAGCACAAAUCUCAAAUUUUGUUUAAUAAUAAGUCCAGGACAAUGUAUUUUAAUUACAUGCAUAUAUUUAUCACGCAUUAAUUAUAAUUUUUCAGUUAUUUUAUUUAGCUCAUUAACAUUUACCAAGUAAUUUAAAUACUUACCAAAAGAACUAGAAAAAUUGUAUUGUAUCAUGUUAAUAUUCAGUCAUUACGUAUCUGUCUUCAAUUAAUCACGUAAGCCUAACUAAUUAAUUAGUUAGUUAAUUAUAAUUAUUUUGCGAUAUAAGUAUUUGUGAUAUGUACCUUACAAAAUAAAUACAGAAAUUAUCGAAA